Molecule: messenger RNA, 1391 nt
Organism: Triticum urartu
Lineage: Eukaryota; Viridiplantae; Streptophyta; Magnoliopsida; Poales; Poaceae
Cellular component (GO): membrane
Molecular function (GO): aspartic endopeptidase activity, intramembrane cleaving
Source: RefSeq, a predicted model, not a curated record
UGUUCCCAUCCGCAGAUGCUGCCUCCAUGCUUUUCAUUGGCGACACUGCAAUAUCUGGUAUAUGUGUUGCACUUGCCCUCUGUAUCGCUGUGCCAAGAGCUAGCAAGAACCGUUUCUUUAAUUACGCAUUUUUGCGAUACACUGUAAUUAUCAUCAUACUGAACUGGUUUCAAUCCACACAGGGUGGGGGGCAGCCUGCUCUACAAUACGUUGCUUGUGGCGUGAUUAGUUUUGUUGCUGUUCACUGUUUGUGGAAUGUAGAAGUAAAACAGGGUGACAACAAUCAGCCGAUGAGUGAAGUGUGGGAUUGGAACAUGUAUGGAACCAAACUGAAGUUUCAUGGAUGGUUUAUUAACACUGCCAAUGAGGAUGGUGACGGAGGUGAGGAUGGUGACGGAGGUGAGGAUGAUGCUUCAUUUGCCUCGGAGCAUUCCGAUGAUGAAGAUUUGACGGAGGUGUCAAUUUUACGUGCGGUGCAAGUGUUGGCCAUUCGUGCAAACUUUCGUAUUAGCCGUAUGGACGCCCAUGACUGGUACCAAAGUUUUGUCAUCUAUGUGGCGCUCGAGGGGGAAGUACAAGAGGAAGGAAAGGAUUUGGUACUUGCUGGACCAUGUGGGAUACUACAGGCUUACGGUGCCUUUUGCUUGGAGGUUUUCACAGAAGACCUGGUUUUCACAGAAGACGAUGAGGGGUCUUCUACUGAUGAUGAGGGGUCUUGGAGCGGUCAUUUCCGCCGAGGCUGGGAUGUUACUGAGCCUGAUGAAGUUGAGGAAUUCACACAAACCAUCUAUGGAGGCCUUGGCCGCAAGUUGGAGAUCACAUACUUGGUGAUUCCGGAAGCAGUUGAGACCUAUGUUGAGGUCAGGUUGAACCUCAAAGACUUCGGUUCGAGAAGCCGCUCUGUGUAUGGUAGCGUCAAGGCAAUUGCCAUUGACUAUGGGAGCAAAAGCGUCAAUCUCUUCAGUUUUGAACGAGGCAGUAGCUUGUCCCUGCCCUGUGGUUCCACGUGCAUUCUUCCACUGGGACCACACAUGAUUGCAUUGCCUGAUCGUAGCAAGUACAAACUCCACAUAGAGGUGGACCUAAGAGUAAUCACAACCUGUGACAGCCAAGAAGAGGACAAGAAUUUGAAAUUCUGUCUAGACUGCAGCCGUAGAAUUAGGAGUGAAGAACGUCUAGAGUUACCCCGUAGAAUUAGGACUCAAAAAAGAGAAUUCGAUGGUGAUCAAGUUGAAGUGAAGGUCAUCUGGGCCCUAGCAAAAUUCUUCUAGAUCCUCGAUAAAUUUGUCUAAGAAAGGAGCUAGAAGCGAAAUAAGUGAAGGAAGGCAUGUGCCACAUGUGGAACUUUGUCUAUGUUUGCCAGAUCAUAUUAUCUAUUUCCUUGUGUUCGA